CAAAUUGAUUCUCAUGGAAACCUUAUUGUCGUAUGUGAAAGUCCUCUUUGCACAAAUGAAGCUAAUAUGGUGCAUGAAAAUCAAGUUUGUCAAAAAGAGAAUAAAAAACGAGGGACUGUCCGGGAAAGAAGUAAUGUAUGUGAAUUAUGUGACAAAAGCUUUAGUACUGAAGAGAAAUUUCAAGAACAUUAUCUUAUUCACUCCGGUAUCAAACCCCAUGUUUGCGAAAUUUGUUUGAAAGGUUUUGCCAACAAAAGUAACCUUCAACGACACAGAUUAACUCAUAGUGCAGAAAAACCAUUUACGUGUGAAGUUUGUAGCAAAGGUUUCGCUGAUAAGUAUACUUUUCAAAUGCAUAAAUCGAUCCAUUUUGGUGAAAAACACGUUUGCGACAUAUGUUACCGAGAGUUUACUCAAAAAUCAAAUUUAAAAAGGCACUAUACUAAUCACUCGGAAUACAGACCUCACGGCUGUGGAUUAUGUGGAAAGCGUUUUACGGAUAAAUACACUUUAGAGACUCAUCUAGCCAUUCAUACUGGAGAGAAAUACGUUUGUGAUGUUUGCUUUCAAGGUUUCACCCAGAAAUCUAAUUUGAAACGCCAUUAUAUGCUUCACUUUGCUGACAAACCUUUCACUUGUGAAGAAUGUGGGAAAAGUUACGCUGAUAACUAUACUUUCCAAGUUCAUAAAUCAAUUCAUUCUGGUCAAAGACACAUAUGUGAUAUAUGUUCAAGAGGUUUUACUCAAAAGAGUAAUCUCAAAAGACAUUAUACAACACACUUAAAAGAAAAGAAAUUUCAUUAUUGUCAUCACUGUCCAAAGAAGUUUAUUAGAGAAGAAAAAUUACAGAAGCAUGAACUAACACAUAGAUUAUGA
This is a messenger RNA of Uloborus diversus, 876 nucleotides long. RefSeq names its product gastrula zinc finger protein XlCGF8.2DB-like. Bases 67 to 876 code for a protein of 269 amino acids. The record is from RefSeq and is a predicted model, not a curated record. NCBI's taxonomy places the organism in Eukaryota, Metazoa, Arthropoda, Arachnida, Araneae, Uloboridae. Gene Ontology annotation, cellular component: nucleus. The transcript has a single exon.